AUGUCUGUCACACUCCACACAACCGCUGGCACUAUCAAGAUCGAGGUCUUCUGCGACAGCGUCCCCAAGACCGCAGAGAACUUCCUCGCCCUCUGCGCCUCUCACUACUACGAUGGCUCACCCUUCCACCGGCUCAUUCCCUCCUUCAUGGCCCAGACGGGCGGCCCCGCCAACCCCUCACCCGAGAACCCCAGGGGCGGACGCUCAAUAUGGGGCGGCACCUUUGACGAUGAGAUCCGCCCGGCCCUGAAGCACGCCCAGCGCGGCAUGGUCUCCAUGGCCAACAAGGGGCCCGGCACGAAUGGGUCGCAGUUCUUUAUCAUCUUCGACAAGGCUCCGCACCUCGACGGGUUGAAUACCGUCUUCGGCAAGGUGAUCGGGGACGACAGCCUAGCGACUCUGGCUAAGAUUGAGGCGCUCGAGGUGGACAAGAAGAACAGGCCCAAGGAACCUUGCAAGAUUGAGAAGGUUACAAUCCAUGCGAAUCCAUUGGCAGGCUAA
This is a messenger RNA of Diaporthe amygdali, 501 nucleotides long. RefSeq names its product peptidyl-prolyl cis-trans isomerase-like 3. The transcript is spliced from 2 exons. Lineage: Eukaryota; Fungi; Ascomycota; Sordariomycetes; Diaporthales; Diaporthaceae. Gene Ontology annotation, molecular function: peptidyl-prolyl cis-trans isomerase activity. Gene Ontology annotation, biological process: protein peptidyl-prolyl isomerization; protein folding. The record is from RefSeq and is a predicted model, not a curated record. Bases 1 to 501 code for a protein of 166 amino acids. Gene Ontology annotation, cellular component: catalytic step 2 spliceosome.